GGGAGCCACGUGCAGUUUGGUCGAAGCGGGAGGCGGUUUAACUGUCAAAAGUGGCGGUCCUCGCGGAGAAGCGGGAGCGGAAAGCCAGUGAGGGAAACCAAGGCAGGCUGGGGGCUGCCCCCUCUCUCAGGGAGGAAAAUAAUAAACAACACUUUCAAAUCUAGGCAGACUUUUUAAAAAAAUCAUUAAUUAUUGGGAGACUGAUGGUUCGAAUCUUCCAUUAAAAAGAGGACAAUUUUUGCAGAGGCGCUACUUUUAUGUGCUUUCUUCAGCAAAGUCACCUUCAGCUCCUACCUGAAACUCCUCAGAAGCCCUCAGAUUGCCCUCCAUUUUAAUGAAGCUUGCUAUAAGUGGCAUUGUUUUCUGAUGCAGCAGUAAUCCUUGGAAGAGAUAAACAGCUGGGGUCACAAGAGAUCAAGUGAACAGACUCAAAAUGGUAAACAAUUGAAUCCCACCCACAAGACAGGACAGUCUGGAAGUAACCUAGGGGAUUUUUGGAAGUGAGAAGAUGAUCGUCCUGUUUGCAGGUGGUAUCUGUGGUGUAGCUCCAAAAGCAGGAUCUCUUCUAGCUGGUGUCUACAUGAUUCUGACAACCAAUAUGUACCUGAUCUUUGAGGCUGGUCACCUAAAUCGCUCCCUAACUCUGAUACAACUGCAUCAGGAAGAAAAUUAUUCAAUUGGAACGAUGUGGGUCAUCCCAUAUUACUAUUACACUGCAAUCGGCUUGGCUGUUAUAAAUUAUCCUAUAUGUUUCUACUUCCUCUUAUCCAUCCAGAGGCGAGACACUGUAGGAUUGUUUAUCUACGUUGUUUGGAUCAUCUUCUAUGAUCUAGCCAACAUUGUCCUCGUAGUUCUAACAGCAAGGGCAGCUCUUUAUUCAAUAAGUGACUUGGAAUGGUUUGGAUUGGCCACCAGAAUCCCCACAGACUGCUUUUGGCUUCUCUUUAUCAUAACAUAUCUUCUGAUGAUUAUUGAAGGCAGAAGCACAGGGAGGAUGUCACUGAAGACAAGGCGGAUAUCAAGACGUGUGUCAGAGCCUCCCAAGUUUAGGCUGGGUAUCAAUGCUAGGAGAGUUCAAUAGGAAUUGUCAGGUAAUUUGUGCAAACUAGCAGGCUUGCAAUGCUUGGGACAUAGCAAGAUGAGUACAGUUCAUCAACCUUGUAUUGCUGGCCACUGGGAGCUUUAAAAGCCUCUGGUUAUUGCCUGCCUGGAACUGCAAGAACAGAGGGAUUGUCAAACACUCAACAGGGCCGCAAAACAUGGGUUUGUCUUGCCAGAGUUGCAAAUCUGGUGUAUAAAUUCAUGCAUUCUAAGUGGUGCUGCAUGUGGUUUGACUUUUGUUUUGUUUUGUUUUUUUAAAUUCUUAUUACCUUAUUGGAUUGACCUGAUGUCCUUAAUAAACAUAUAUUUCCUCUCCA
Messenger RNA from Podarcis raffonei (Aeolian wall lizard), 1418 nucleotides. It is a transcript of the gene TMEM217, whose product is annotated as transmembrane protein 217. NCBI's taxonomy places the organism in Eukaryota, Metazoa, Chordata, Lepidosauria, Squamata, Lacertidae. The coding region runs from base 509 to 1081 and encodes 190 amino acids. The transcript is spliced from 4 exons. The record is from RefSeq and is a predicted model, not a curated record.